Molecule: messenger RNA, 3346 nt
Organism: Caenorhabditis sp. 36 PRJEB53466
Lineage: Eukaryota; Metazoa; Nematoda; Chromadorea; Rhabditida; Rhabditidae
Source: the annotation of a GenBank genome assembly
AUGGGUAAAAAAGAGAAGAAACAGGAGAUCAAUGACCUCAAGCAGGAGGUCAAGAUGGACGAGCACACCAUUCCGAUGGAGGAGCUCGUCGCCCGACUCGGAACCAAUCUCGAAACGGUUAGUUCAGGCGGAUCAGGUGGCCUUAAAAUAGAAGAGGAUUGUCUUGCGCGUCAAUCAAAUCGUUUCCGCUGUCGCCCCCUCUUUCUGUUGUAGAAUCACGCAAUAUUGUUUAUAAUUUUCGGUUUUCACUUUCGAAAUUGACGCGGGUUGCGACGAAUAUCAAUACUAGAAACAGAAAUGAAAUCGAACAUUUCAGGGAUUGACCCGCGGAAAGGCGCUCGAGAUUCUGCAAAAGAACGGACCAAAUGCUCUGACUCCCCCUGAAACUACGCCAGAAUGGAUCAAGUUCUGCAAGAACUUGUUCGGAGGUUUCGCCAUGCUUUUGUGGGUCGGAGCCAUUCUCUGUUACAUCGCCUAUUCUGUUGAUUACUUCACCAUGGAGUACCCGUCGAAAGAUAACCUUUACCUCGGAAUUGUGUUGAUGACUGUCGUCGUCAUCACCGGAGUCUUCCAAUAUUAUCAGGAAAGCAAGUCGUCGAAGAUUAUGGAUUCUUUCAAGAACAUGGUUCCCACCUUCGCUCUCGUUCACCGUGACGGUCAGAAGCAGCAAGUCCGCACCGAAGAUCUUGUGGUCGGAGACAUCGUCGAAGUGAAGGGAGGAGAUCGUGUGCCAGCUGAUAUCCGUGUCAUUUCUGCUUUUGGGUUCAAGGUCGACAACUCUUCGCUCACCGGAGAGUCGGAGCCACAAUCCCGUUCGCCGGAUUGCACCAACGAGAACCCGUUGGAGACCCGUAACAUCGCCUUCUUCUCCACCAACGCCGUCGAAGGAACCGCCAAGGGAAUCGUCAUCUAUACCGGAGACAACACCGUCAUGGGAAGAAUCGCUCACUUGGCCUCUGGUCUUGACACUGGAAUGACCCCGAUCGCUCGUGAAAUCGAGCACUUCAUCCAUCUCAUCACGGGAGUCGCCGUCUUCCUCGGAAUCUCGUUCUUCAUCAUCGCCUUCAUCCUCGGAUACCACUGGCUUACCGCCGUCGUCUUCCUCAUUGGUAUCAUCGUCGCUAACGUGCCAGAAGGACUCAUCGCUACUGUCACCGUGUGCUUGACCCUUACCGCCAAGAGAAUGGCUAGCAAGAACUGUCUCGUCAAGAAUUUGGAGGCCGUCGAAACUCUCGGAUCGACAUCUACCAUCUGCUCUGAUAAGACCGGAACCCUCACUCAAAACAGAAUGACUGUCGCUCACAUGUGGUACGAUCAGAUCAUUCACGAGUGCGACACCACCGAGACUCAGACCAGUCAGGAGAAGAGAUCUGGAGCUUCUUUCGAAGUAAGCGCUUGAAAAAAGAUUUUCACACAUUUCUUAUUUAUUUUUCAGGCCCUCGUCCGCAUUGCUUCCCUCUGUAAUCGUGCCGAAUUCAAGGUCGGACAACAAGACACUCCGAUUCUUCGCCGUGAUUGUACUGGAGAUGCUUCUGAAAUUGCUCUUCUCAAGUUCACUGAGUUGACGCAAGGAAACGUGAUCGCCUUCCGCGAGAGGCACCCGAAGAUUGCCGAGAUUCCGUUCAACUCUACCAACAAGUACCAAGUAUCGAUCCACGACAAUGGAGAUGAAUAUUUGCUUGUAAUGAAGGGAGCUCCGGAGAGAAUCCUCGACGUCUGCUCCACCAUCUUCUUGAAUGGAAAGGAAUCCGAACUGACCGACAAACUCCGUGAGGACUUCAACACCGCCUACCUUGAGCUCGGAGGAAUGGGAGAACGUGUUCUCGGAUUCUGUGACUUUGCUCUGCCAGCUGAUAAGUUCCCUAAGGGCUUCAAGUUUGAUGUCGAAGAAGUCAACUUCCCGCUCAAGAACCUGAGAUUCGUCGGACUCAUGUCAAUGAUUGAUCCGCCACGUGCCGCUGUCCCAGACGCCGUCGCCAAGUGCCGUUCUGCUGGUAUCAAGGUCGUCAUGGUCACUGGAGAUCACCCGAUCACCGCCAAGGCUAUCGCCAAGUCCGUCGGAAUCAUCUCUGAAGGAACUGAGACCGUUGAGGAUAUCGCCAUUCGUCGUGGAAUUCCAGUCGAACAAGUCAACCCACGUGAGGCUAAGGCCGCCGUCAUUCACGGUUCGGAUCUUCGUGAAAUGUCCGAGGAUCAGCUUGCCGAGAUCAUCAAGUACCACUCUGAGAUUGUCUUCGCCCGUACGUCGCCGCAACAGAAGCUGAUGAUCGUCGAAGGAUUCCAAAAGCAAGGACAGAUUGUGGCUGUCACCGGAGACGGAGUCAACGAUUCGCCAGCUUUGAAGAAGGCUGAUAUCGGAGUUGCUAUGGGUAUUGCUGGAUCUGACGUGUCCAAGCAGGCUGCCGACAUGAUUCUUCUUGACGACAACUUCGCUUCGAUCGUCGUCGGAGUUGAAGAGGGACGUCUCAUUUUCGAUAACCUCAAGAAGUCCAUCGCUUACACCCUGACCUCCAACAUCCCUGAGAUCUCUCCAUUCCUGACUUACAUUCUCUUCGGAAUCCCACUUCCACUCGGAACGGUCACCAUUCUCUGUAUCGAUCUCGGAACGGACAUGGUUCCAGCUAUCUCCCUUGCCUACGAAGAGGCCGAAUCUGACAUCAUGAAGCGUCAGCCACGUGACCCGGUCCGUGACAAGCUUGUCAACGAACGUCUCAUCUCGCUGGCCUAUGGUCAAAUCGGUAUGAUCCAAGCGUCCGCCGGAUUCUUCACCUACUUCUGGAUUAUGGCUGACAACGGAUUCAUGCCAUGGGAUCUCUACCAGCUUCGUGCUCAAUGGGACUCUCGCGCCUACAACAACGUUCUCGACUCGUACGGACAAGAAUGGGUAAGCAACGCAAUCCACACUCCUAGUGUAUUAUCCUAUUCUGACGUUUUCAGACCUACGCCAACCGCAAGAUCCUCGAGUACACCUGCCAGACUGCUUACUUCGUCUCGAUCGUCGUCGUCCAGUGGGCUGAUCUGAUUAUCUCCAAGACCCGCCGUAACUCGCUCGUCCAGCAAGGAAUGUCCAACUGGACCCUCAACUUCGGACUUGUCUUCGAAACCGCUCUCGCCUGGUUCAUGUGCUACUGCCCAGGACUUGACAACGGUCUCCGCAUGUACGGACUCAGGUAAGAACCCAUUCGAAUGUUUCAUAAGGAUCGAAAUAACUUACUUUCUUAACAGAUUCUCGUGGUGGUUCUGCGCCCUUCCGUUCUCGAUCCUCAUCUUUGUCUACGAUGAAGUCCGUCGUUUCCUCAUCAGAAGAUACCCAGGAGGAUGGGUCGAACGCGAGACCUACUAUUAA